AACUGUGUUCCUGAUUGUCCCUCUCCUCAGGUCCCCCCAGCUAUGUCCCAGCUACGGCCUUCCUGCAGAACGCGGGCCAGGCCCACCUGAUCAGCCAGUGUGAGAGCCUGGAGGCGGAGGUGAGCGCCCUGCUGCAGCAGCGCCGGGGGGCCCUGCGCGGCUGCCUGGAGCAGCUGCACAGCUACGCCACAGUGGCUCUGCUGUACCCCAGAGCCACCCUGCUGCUGCACCGCGCACACCAGUGGAAGGCCUGGCUGGAGGAGCUGCUGAGGGACAUGACGGUGGAGCACUGCCAGCUCAUCUACAGACAAUACGAGGUGCUGUUCGCCCCGCAGCCCCCCGCCGCCUCCUGCCAGUUCCUGUCCAGUGUGGAGCUGACUCUGCAGCACCAGGCGGCUGAAACAAACGAGCGCGUGCUGCACCAUGCGGAGCGGCUGAAGGCGGAGGGCACCACGGCAGCCGCCUGCGAGGAGCAGCUGCAGGAGAUCGAGCACUGCAUCAGCGUGUUCCUGCGGGAGAACGGGGAGCCGGGGGCCCUCAGCCUGGCCGGCAUCCUCACAUCGGCCCUGUGCACGCUCUGCAGGAGGAAUCUGGUGAUGGAGGGCGCAGCAGCCAGUGCAGGGGAGCAGCUGGUGGACCUGAUCUCUCGGGACGGGGCCUGGUUCCUGGAGGAGCUCUGCAGUAUGGUGGGAAACGUCAGCACUCUGGCUACACUGCUGCAGCGAUGCCCCCUGCUGCCCCACGACCUGGACCUGCCGGCACCUUCAGCCACCACCCAGGCCGUGUACCUGGCCAACGCUGUCUACACCUGCUUACAGGUGG
Messenger RNA from Notothenia coriiceps (black rockcod), 822 nucleotides. Its product is annotated as serine/threonine-protein kinase SMG1-like. The annotation marks the transcript as partial. The transcript is spliced from 3 exons. Lineage: Eukaryota; Metazoa; Chordata; Actinopteri; Perciformes; Nototheniidae. The record is from RefSeq and is a predicted model, not a curated record.